GUUUCUGCUGGAAGCAUCACGAGAAGAGAGCGGUUGCAUGAAGAAUUAAAGAUGGCGAAAAGUGAUGAUUGCAUGCACAUCUUGCAGGGUCUGUUAGUCUUUGGGAAUGUGGUCAUUGGGAUGUGUGGCAUUGCCCUGACAGCAGAGUGUAUCUACGUUGUGUCCAACCCCCAUGGUGCCUACCCUCUGCUGAAAGCCACAGAAAGCAGUGGCAUCUACGCUGCCGCCUGGAUUGGCAUCUUUGUCGGCCUUGCACUCUUUGCCCUGUCUAUCCUUGGUAUCAUUGGAGUCAUCAAGGCCAGCAGGACCUUGCUAUUGGUGUACAUCAUUCUGAUGCUGAUCACUUUUGCAUUUGAAAUGGCUUCUAGCAUCACAGCAGCGACUAACCAAGACUCACUGACUCCAAAUGUCUUCCUGAAGCAAAUGCUGGAGAGAUAUCAGAAGUCAGAGCCAAACAAUAACAGUGACAAUGAGGUCACAAAGACAUGGGAUGAACUCAUGCGUCAGAACCACUGCUGCGGGGUGAACGGCCCCUCCGACUGGCAGAACUACACGUCUGCCUUCCGCGGCACGCACAGCGACGCCGACUACCCCUGGCCACGGGCGUGCUGCGUGCUGGAUGCAAAAGGGCUCCCCGUCAACCUCGAUGGCUGCAAACUCGGAGUGUCUGGCUACUACAACAGCAAUGGUUGUUACGAUGCCAUGUCUGGGCCAGUGAACGCACAUGCCUGGGGUGUUGCCUGGUUUGGCUUUGCCAUCCUCUGCUGGACUUUCUGCGUCCUCCUUGGCACCAUGUUCUACUGGAGUGGAAUUGAAUACUGAAGGCCUGGUGUCCUCAGUGCUGUCCUGAAGAGCCAUGUGAAACUGCAUUUGUUUGUCUCCCACUCCAUUCUCCUCAAGCCAUGGAGGAUUUGAAGUUUUCCCACUACCUCUCCUGCAUAUACUUUUGCCCCUCCAAAAACUCAACACAAAGAAGUGACGACUUCUGCAGGAAAGAAUCUUCUUGUCCCUGCCUUUGCCCUUUGUUCUGCAGCCUUAAUGCCUCCUGCCUGAAGCACAAUCCUUCUUUCACUGUGCAAGAAAUCCUGGAGCAUAAGAUGAGGAGAAAAAAGUGAUCUGCUUUGUUCUCUGAUGACAUCAGAAAAGAAAAUGUCCAUUUACACUUGGUCCAGAAAAAUGUCUCUCUAAAAUUAGUUUGAAUUUAAACUAUAACGCUUCAGGAAGGGCUAUGUGAGCAAAACUGUAACCUCCUGUGACCAAUAAGGACAGAUGUUGCAAGGGAAAAGACUGCAGAUCUCUGUUAUAUUCUACUGAUCAACUUCUCUUGCUGGUCUCUGUCACCCUUGCCUUAGAAUAAGGCAAAUUCUCUGAGCAUUUAAGUGUGUCAACAAUAAAAACAUGUCACAGAUAGACAGUCUGUUGCUAGGCAAGCCCAAGAAAAGGCUAGCUCUCUCCUCAGCACUAUGCUGCCUAUACGCAAGCCUACCUCCUGCCACUGAUGAAACUACUGCAUGUGCUCCUACCUUCUGAAGUGCCAGUCCAGGAAAAGCUCCACCUGAUAACAAGCAGCUCCUUCAAAAAAGCUGUUCUCUAUUUUGCACAAGAUUUCAUACAUCUACGGGCCAGAAUUUGUGCAGAACACAGGGGGUUCUCUGCUGCAGUUGCCUUUGCAAAUGUGGCUGUUCCAUGCUCCUGGUUUAUUGUGCUUCUUGCUUUAGCUGCCUGUGUGUAAAUGGUCACACUCCCUGUGUCAUUCCCCUUCCAUGUCCCUGGAUCAGGUAGGACAAAUGGCAAAUAAUGGCAGUGAGUAACUCUUGUGAAAAAAUGCAAGCAAGGAGCUAACUGAACCAAACCCAGUCCUUGCAUCAGCGCUUGCUGUUUCCACUCAGUUCAACAAAGGCUGUUUACUUUGGCCCAGACUGAGCUGGUGUCUUUCCUAGUGAAUGCUUCAGUAGUUAAUGUAUUGUGAGAAAUGUGCUCCUCUGUAGGGUGUUUUAAGGUGAAGCCUCUUCCAUAGAUGUACUGGU
Molecule: messenger RNA, 2027 nt
Organism: Melozone crissalis (California towhee)
Lineage: Eukaryota; Metazoa; Chordata; Aves; Passeriformes; Passerellidae
Gene: UPK1B
Product: uroplakin 1B
Exons: 8
Coding region: 52-822 (256 amino acids)
Cellular component (GO): membrane
Source: RefSeq, a predicted model, not a curated record